AUGACCACAGCUGCUAUAAGCACAACUACAGCAGUUUCAACAACAACCACAGCUGCUCCAACCACAACUACAGCUUUUCCAARCACAAUGACAGUUACAAUAACCACGACUACAGCUGCUCCAACAAUAACUACAGCUGCUCCAACUACAACCAAAGCUGCUCCAACAAAAACCACAGCUGCUCUACCCACAACCACACCUACUAUAACUACAACUACAGCUGCUCCAACUACAACCACAGCUGCUGUAACCUCAACUACAGCAGCUCGAACAACCACAGCUGCUCCAAACACAACCACAGCUGCAAUAACCAUGACGAAAGCUGCUCCAACAACCACUACAGCUGCUCCAACUCCAACCACAGCUGCUCCKAAAACCACCACAGCUUCUCCAACCACAAAUAGAGCUGCCCCAAUUACAACCACAGCUGCUCCAACCUCAACUACAGCAGGUCCAACCACAACCAUUGCCGCUAUAACCACAACUACAGCUGCUCCAACAACAACUACAGUUACUCCAACAACAACCACUGCUUCUCCAACCACAAUUGCAGCAGCUACUACAACAACCACAACCGCUACAAUCACAACCACAGCUGCUAUAACCACAAGUACAACUGCUCCCACUACAACCACAGCUGCUCCAACAACAACCGCAGCUGCUCCAAAAUCUACAUCUCCUCCAACCACAACUACAUCUCCUCCAACCACAACUACAUCUCCUCCAACCACAACUACAGCUGCUCCAACCACAACUACAGCUGUUCAAACCACAAUAUCAGCUGCUCCAACCCCYACCACAGCUGCUUUAACCACAACUACAGUUGCUCCAACAACAACCACUGCUUCUCCAACCACAAUUACAGCAGUUUCAACAACAACCAUAGCUGCUCCAACCACAACUACAGCUGCUACAACAACAAGCACAGCUGCUCCAACCACAACUACAGCAGUUCCAACCACAACCACAGCUUCUAUAACCACAACUACAGCUGCUCCAACCACAACCACUGCUACUGCAACCACAACUYCAGCUGUUCCAACGACAACCACAGCUGUAAUAACCACGACUACAGCUGCUCCAACAACAACUACAGCUGCUCCAACUACAACCACAGCUGCUCCAACCACAUCCACAGCAGUUCCAACCAUAACCACAGCUGCUAUAACCACAACUACAGCUACUACAGAUGUUCUAACCACAACUACAGCUUCUCCUACCACAAUUACAGCUGCUCCAACCGAAACUACAGUUGCUCUAAUCACAACUACAAUUGUUUCAGCCACAACUACACCUUCUCCAACCACAGCUACAGUUGCUCCAACCACAACCACAGCUUCUCCAACCACAACUACUGCUGCUCCAACCACAAGUACAUCUUAUCCAACCACUACUCCAGCUACUCCAACCACACCUACAGCUGCUCCCACAACAACUACAGCUGUUCAAACAGGAGUUGUAAUCUCUACAGCUGCUCCAACCACAACUACAGCUGCUUCAACCACAACUACUGCUGCUCCAACAACAAGUACAGCCUCUCCAACCACUACUCCAGCUACUCCAAGCACAACUACAGCUGCUCCCACCACAACUACAGCUGCUCAAACAAAAGUUGCUGCAAUCUCUACAGCUGCUCUAACCACAGGUACAGGUGCUCCAACAACUGCUACAGCAGCUUUACCAACAGCAGCUGCUCCAACAAAGACAACAGCUGCUACAAUAUCAACAGCUACUACAACAUCAACAACAGCUACAAACAGAACUACAGCUGCUCCAACAAUAAGAACUUCUGUUCCAACAACUAUAGCUGCUACAACAACAACCACAGCUUCUCCAACAAAGACAACAUCUGCUCCAACAAUAACAGCUGCUGCAACAAAUAACAUGGCAUCCACAGCUAACCUUACAUCAACCAGAGCUGCAGCAAUCUCCCUCACAGCUGCUUCAUCAGGCACAGCUGCUGCAACUUCCACCACAUUUGCCCCAACAGAAACUACACAUGCCACAACUGCAACCACAAUUGCCCCAACAACAAAUACAACUAACGCAACAACCACUGCUUCCUCAACAGAAACUACAGUUUCACCAACAAAAAUCACAACUACCACAAUAACUACAGCCAACACAUCAAAUACAGCUAACACAAAUGAAACUUCAACUGCCCCAACAACAGCCAUAUUUGCAUCAAUAGCAACUACAGCUGUUUCAACCACAACUACAGCUGCUGAAACAAUGACCACAGCUAACACAGCAACCACUGCUAGUGCAACAGCAUCCAUAGCUGCCAAAACUGAUACCACAACUAAUACAACUUCAGCUACCACAAGAGCAACUAAAGCAAACACUAUCAUUACAGUUUUUACCGGUCCUACCACAACUGCUAUAAUAACUGCACCUCAACCCCCAUUUCAAAAGUAUACUGUUGCCACAGUUAUUGUAGAACCAUUUGUUGAUCAACUCAAUGAUCCUAAAAGCAAAGCUUUCAACGAUCUUGCCAAAAGAGUGUGUGCCACGUAUGAUGCCAUCUACCGUCCAAAAUACCCUCAAACCUACAUGGGCUGUUUUGUCCUUGCAUUUAGGCAAGUCAUCAUACGUUUGAAUGGUACUGAAGCAAAUGUGACCAUAGCAUUUAAUCAAACCACACCAGCCGUCCAAAUCCCAGCAGCUGCAGACAUUCAACAAACCUUAGUAGAUGCCGUGACUAAUACCAAUGCCACCUACAAUGUUACAUUCCAACCUAAUGUCAUCAAAGUAGAAGUUGCAUCUGUAACAACUGAAGCUUUAACCCCGCUGUGGUCCGGCACGUGUGCCCUAGUGGAUUUGAGACCUGCCAUUUUGGUACUGGAUUCUCUGGUGUAUAACACCCACCACUACCUGCAGUUCAUGGCGGAGCCCAGACCCCUGUACCGACAGAAGAGGUCUGAGGUGAUCUCAGCCGGGGUGAAGUUCUUGAGUGGGGUGCUCCACUGGUGGGGGACGGUGAAUAAUGCACAUCACAUUGACCAGCUUCAUACGAGGCUUGAGAAUCUGAGGGAGAUUAUGGAGGARGGAUUCUCAGCCCUGGGUCCCUUUGUUAUCGCCACCAGAAACAUGCUCUUACAACAUAAAAUGGCUUUGGACCUGCUUUUCGCUUCCCAAGAUGCUUCCGGAAACAUCACUCAAACUGUACAACACUUGAAUCAACUCCUGGCCGACAUGAAAGCUGAUGAUAUCAUUGAGCCUAAGGGAUAG
This is a messenger RNA of Austrofundulus limnaeus, 3231 nucleotides long. Its product is annotated as mucin-5AC. The coding region runs from base 1 to 3231 and encodes 1076 amino acids. The record is from RefSeq and is a predicted model, not a curated record. Lineage: Eukaryota; Metazoa; Chordata; Actinopteri; Cyprinodontiformes; Rivulidae. The transcript has 7 exons.